Molecule: messenger RNA, 1046 nt
Organism: Armigeres subalbatus
Lineage: Eukaryota; Metazoa; Arthropoda; Insecta; Diptera; Culicidae
Product: trypsin-2-like
Exons: 2
Coding region: 19-864 (281 amino acids)
Biological process (GO): proteolysis
Molecular function (GO): serine-type endopeptidase activity
Source: RefSeq, a predicted model, not a curated record
UAACUCCGUGCCAAAUCCAUGUCGCUGUACCCAUUGCUCUUGUUGAUUGCCGCUCCGGUUUUGGGGUUCGCUGUGAACGAGCUUCAACCGGAGCCGUUGUUCCUUGGCGGCACGGUAACGAACUUUGGGCAGUUUCCUGCUGCUGCUUAUAUUGUAACACCUGAAAGAUCACUUUGCGGCGCAACUGUCCUGAACCAGAAUCACGUGCUGACGCUGGCUCAAUGUGCCCUGAAUGCAACCUACAACACGUUUAACCCCCGUCUGGUACGUGUUCACGCGGGAGUGCUGGACCUGAAUUCAGUGUCCGCCAGCAGGCAGACCAGAUUGGGAGACGUGAUUUUUGUGCAUCCGAACUUCAAAGCACAUUCCUUGGAAAACGACUUGGCAGUUAUACGGGUUCAGAGUCCGUUCAACUUUCCAAGUAACGAAAUUGAACCAGCUGUGCGACAGACGAGAAUUGUGGCCAACGGAGUUGUGUGCAAUUUGGUGGGAUGGGGAGCGAUUGCAGUGGAGUUGGAUCUCAAUUGUCAGUUUCAAAGAUUACUCCAGCUGAUCAGCGAUCGUGAUAUGUGUAGCUCCUUGCGCAGAAACAUGCCAGUGUUUGAGAACAUGAUCUGCGCCGGAAAUACUGUCGCCAUUGCAGCCGGUCCGUCACCCUGUGAGGGUAGCUUGGGGUCUGGUUUGUACUGCAAUGGGGUUCUCACGGGGCUACUAUCGUUCGGAAUCAACUGUGGAACGGCGAACAAUCCGCCGACGUACACGCAGAUUCGCUUCUUCAAUCCUUGGAUCGAGCAGCAGCUGAAUAGGACCGAUAGACCACCAGCAGGAUUCUCUCCUUUAAGUGUUUUAGAAUCGUACGAAUAAAAUUAGAGCAAUCAAAAAAGAAGAACAAACAUAAAUUUUUUGUUUUGUCGAGGGUACGAAUGAAUGUGGAGAUUAACGAUUGUUUGAAAUAAUACAAUUGGUUUGCUAUAGAAUAAGUUUAUUUUUUGAACUAUUUAAACCGAAAAUAAGUUGUUCAAUAAAAUCAUACUAAAUUAAUACAA